Molecule: messenger RNA, 1542 nt
Organism: Carcharodon carcharias (great white shark)
Lineage: Eukaryota; Metazoa; Chordata; Chondrichthyes; Lamniformes; Lamnidae
Product: soluble scavenger receptor cysteine-rich domain-containing protein SSC5D-like
Exons: 5
Coding region: 496-1542 (348 amino acids)
Cellular component (GO): membrane
Source: RefSeq, a predicted model, not a curated record
GGAAUGCACCACAAGACAUAAUGUGUAAUCAUAUUCCACAGGAUUCUUUAGAAGGCAAUUGGAAUGUGCUUUAAGAAAACUCAUUUGCAAAUGCAUGUAGGGAUAACAGCAGUUGUGACACAGUAGGUGUAAGAGCCCACUGUAUUGUAAGUUUCUGUUGUAACUUUCAAUGAUUCAAUGAUCUGAUACAGUGUUGUUGACGCAUUUCCUUUCCAUCCGAAGAGGAAAAGACGAUGGAUGUGUCCUCGGUUGGUUUUAUCCUUUAAUGGGCAAGUUCAUUCUCAUUGGCCUGUUACUAGGCGGCACUCUAAUGCUGUCACAUCAUAACAUCUAUAUGUUAUUUAGAAGGAAGAGUCAACUCUGUUUAAACUGUUUUCAAGCACUUAAUUGCCGCCUCAACCGGGUUUUUGGCAGGUGUUCGAAGCAGAGCCCGGCAUUUGUUCACAGCAUUCGGUUAACGCUCAAUUCCCGGCGCAGGAAUCGAGUGCCGGGACGAUGCUGCGGUCCUUUCUGACUCUAACUGCACUGCAGCUUCUGAAAUGCAGAACUGGGAGCAGUCAGGCUGAUCCAUCAGAGGCUGUGAAACUGAGACUGGCGAAUGGGGGCAGUCGGUGCGCAGGAAGAGUGGAGAUUCACUACAGGGGGCAAUGGGGGACUGUGUAUGGUAGCGAUUGGGACCUGCAGGACGCCGCUGUUGUGUGUCGGGAGCUGGGCUGCGGGACCGCGGUCUCUGCACCGGGCAGUGCUCACUUUGGGGAAGGCUCCGGACCCGUUGUGACAGAAGAUGUUCAGUGCAGCGGGAACGAGGCCGCCCUGCGAGACUGUAAAUCAGCUUCCUGGGAUCACUAUUCCUGGCCACACAGCGCUGAUGCCAGCGCGAUCUGCUCAGAUCACAGGUUUCCCAGACUGGUAUCCGUGGAUUCCCAAUGCUCGGGCAGACUGGAAAUACAGUUCGGCACAACCUGGGGAACAGUGUGUGAUCUUCACUGGGAUUGGAAUGACGCCAGUGUGGUUUGUCAACAGCUUCAGUGUGGAGUCGCUGUGUCUGUGGGAAAAGGGGCUUAUUUUGGAGAGGGCACUGGACUUCUACGGAGCGAUAAAUUUGAUUGUAAAGGCAAUGAAACAAGCCUAACAGACUGCCCUAUCUCUCCAGUAAAUCAAAACGUGUGCACCCACAUGAACGAUGUCGGUGUGAGCUGUUCCGGGAAGCAUGGACCCCGAUUGGUUGGUGGUGAGGAGAGGUGUUCCGGCCGGGUGGAAGUGCUGCACGGAGAGCAGUGGGGGACGCUGUGUGAUAUUCACUUUGGUUUAGAAGACGCCAGUGUGGUGUGUGAGCACCUUCAGUGCGGGGCUGUAAAGGAAAUCCCCAGAAACUCUCCCUUUGGGCAGGGAACAGGCCCCGUGUGGAAGGAAAAUUACAGGUGCCGCGGGAAUGAAUCGCGAGUGACAGAGUGUCCGGUUACAUCCGGGGAAAAUUUUAACUGCUCACAUGGAAAUGUCGCCAGUGUCAUCUGUUCAGGUGAGACCUCUCAGUCGAUGUAA